Messenger RNA from Micropterus salmoides (largemouth bass), 2268 nucleotides. RefSeq names its product RNA polymerase II associated protein 2 (gene rpap2). Gene Ontology annotation, cellular component: nucleus; cytoplasm. The coding region runs from base 24 to 2114 and encodes 696 amino acids. The record is from RefSeq and is a predicted model, not a curated record. The transcript is spliced from 12 exons. Gene Ontology annotation, molecular function: RNA polymerase core enzyme binding; RNA polymerase II CTD heptapeptide repeat phosphatase activity. NCBI's taxonomy places the organism in Eukaryota, Metazoa, Chordata, Actinopteri, Centrarchiformes, Centrarchidae.
AUACGUCAUAGGUCAAAGUUGAAAUGAGGGAAAACAGAAACAGCAUGGAGACGGAGGAGAGGAGUGGGAGCGGACCUCCCGCUGAAACCUCAAAAAAAGGUGGGAAACGCGUGAAAGCACUGGCCGCUAAAGAAGCAGCAAGAAGGCGAGAGGUGGUUAGGGAGACGUUAUGGCAGAAGUUGGACUUGGAGAAGAGAGCCCUGAAGGUAGUGGAGCGUCUUCAGGAGGACAGUGUGGCCGAGGACUUCCUGAUUGAUUGUGUGAAGUUCAUUACUCCUGCAAAUUACAAAGACGCUAUAGAGGAGAGAUUCAUUUCUAAGCUGUGUGGUUAUCCCAUAUGUUCAAAUAAACUGGGCAAGAUCCCAACUCAACGGUAUAAAAUUUCUACUAAGACCAAUAAGGUGUAUGACAUUACAGAGCGCAAGUGUUUUUGUAGUAACUUCUGUUACAAAGCCUCCAAAGAGUUUGAGUUACAAAUACCGAACACACCUCUUUGGCUCAGGCAGCAUGAAAGUCCUCCAGAAAUUAGAUUGAUGAAGAAAGGAGAUGGCGGGAGUUCUGGUGAGGAGGUGAAGCUGUUGGAGAGGCGUCUUCAAGAGGAGGAUAUCGACGACCCGCUCUCUGCUCAAUCUGAGGACCCUCCCAGCUCUCUGCAGCAUUCCGCAGCAGCAGACCUAAGCCACAGUGAAAGCAGUGACAUUGAACAGGAGCAGGACUUCGUCUCCAGCGUGGUUUCCCAGCAUCAGGGACCCAAGGUGCACUGGGGCGAACUGCCUAAACGUAGAGAUGAAGACAAGAAUGGUGAACGAGGGAAGACAGAGAGGCAAAAGAAACAGACAAGAGAGGGAGAUGAAGAGGAGAUUGAGUGUCAUCAAGGAGGGGACCCAGAAAGGGAGGGAAAAAUGAGAGAAGACAAGAAUAGACAAGAGUCACUUUCAAGUCAAAGAGAAGCUGGAACUGACUCUAAAAAACCCCAACAGCUGCUCUUAUUAAACAAAGACAAACCAUGUGCAGAGCAGGGGCCAGAGCAGAAAGGCUUGCCUCAGGAACUCAGUGUGGAAGAGGCUGCAGCUAAGCUGAAUUUGUGCAGUUUAUCUGGCACUCGCACUGCUCCCCUGCCUGUUGACUCAACAGCCACACAAGCAGAUCUACUCACCUCUCCAGUGUGUAAAGACUCAAACCCCUCAACAGAAAGCAAACCUCUCCCUUCUUCAACUCCGAUCAACGCGGAAUGGGACGACCACAAAACCGCAUUGACCAGCCAGCCAGGUCUCAACAUCACCCAGGUGGGAAUGAGCAAGAGAGGGGCAGCAGGGCUACGAGAUCUGCUCAAGAACCACACCGCUGGAGCCGAACCUGAAUCUGUCCGCCUGAAUCUCCUCGAGUGCCUGAGAAGAACGUUAAAGGACUGGAGCACUGACGAGACCCUGAAGUUCCUGUACGGCGCUAAGCAUUCACUAGGCUCUCCUUUUGCUGACGUUAAAGAAGACAAAGAAGCUGAAGAAGAGGAGGAGCUGGAUGAAGAUGACCUUGAGGAUGAGGUGACCGAUGAGGAUGCAAAGGGGGAUGAUGCUGCGGUGCAGAAGAGACCGUCUGCCGCAACUCCAGACUAUAAGACUCUUCAGGAGGAGAACCGGCAGCUGGAGCUAAGAGUCAGGGAGUUUUAUAAGGGGACCUGGAUCCUGCCUGAGGGGGUGGAGGAGCCAGAUGGAAACAAGGUGAAGGACCAGAGCCUGAAGGACCCGGUUCUGCCACUCCUUGACUCUCAUGCUCAGCACGUCAUCCGGAAACGAAUCACAGUGGAGAAGCUCACCAGCUGCCUCAGAAUCAUCGUCGGUUCUCUGGGUCUCACCAUGAGUGACGUCUCCACUGACCUGAAUAACCUGGUCAGGACUUUCAGGUUAACCAACACGAACAUCAUCCACAAAACUCCCGAGUGGACCCUCUUAGCCAUUGUGCUUCUCCAUCUGUUGUCAGAGGUCUCUCCGGUGGUGCAGGAAUCCUUGAAGACGCCAGCAUCAGUGGAGUAUUUAAACACACUGAUGGAGGAGCUCGGUCUCCAGGAGCAGGACCUUCUGAACUUAGUCCGGCUGUUUAAAACCCCAGCACUCUGACACACACACACACACACACACACACACACACACACACUCUGCCAGACAUGAACACAUGAAUGAUGCAUAUACACUCAGGAUCUCUGACUUAAUAAAGUAGAUGUGGGUAUGCUUGUUUUCCACAAAUAAAGUUGUGUAUAUAUAACUUUUAAAA